UCAAUCGCCCUGUGGAAAACUUGCCCAGUACCUAGUAUCAACAAGCGAUGAUACACACAUCGGGAAAGUCCUACGAGAACUAGGCUAGCCAACUACCAGAAAUGAUUAGGCAGUGCACGUCUUCAAGAAUGGAAUGUUUUUCUGUCGCAUGUUAGUGUUGUAGAACUGGAUACUUUUUAAAGCGUGUGCAUACAGGAAUGUACUGUUUUUGGGCGGAGACUAACAACAACCGUAAUGUAAUUUGUAUUUCAGCUAUGAACUUCAGGUUUCUAGCACAAAUGCAUUGCAUUAAACAACGCUAUGUCUCGUACUUCUGGCCAUGAUGGAUUUUUGUUCUUGGGAUAAAAGUAUCACAAAGAAAAGGAGCGGAAUGUAGCUCGCCAUAUCCCUGAAUAGGUGUUUUCGCCGUAUGUAGAACCGACGAGAAUUGUCUCUAAGAUACAGUGGUGCGCAACUGUAACACAAGGAUCGCAUUCUUUUUGGAAACAGCGUUUCAUCGAGGAAUAUUCGCGGACCCAUUGUUACCCAGCCCGUUUAAAAAAUGUUCAUCGCAGCAUAGCAGUUUGUUUUCGAUUUGAACAUCAACAGGGCUGUUUUAUUUUCCUCUAUUCGUAUAUUGCAUGAAGUGUUAUUUAUUUAUCAAGCCAGACGGUGAGUAGAUUAAUCCACCCAGCUACUCUAUCAAAAAGUUCCAGUGUGUGUAGGAGCAUAUCGUGAAAUAAUCAUGAGAAACAGCGAGGAGGCAGAGGGCUUUGAUGGCGAGGCCUCCAACACUUCCAUGAUUUCGGGAGCAAGUAGCCCCUACCAGCCUACCACCGAGCCCGUACAAUCAAGGAAUGUUUUGGGGGGCAUUAGGUGUGACAUGGAAUACCUGAAGUCACACUUUGGCGUUUUAAAGGUCGCUGAAGUGGCCCUUGCCCUGAUAGCCUUUAUCAGCAUAGAGACCAUCAUGCUCUGCCUACCCUGUGGCGGGGUCUACUUCUUUGAGUUUGUCAGCUGCAGUGCCUUCGUAGUCACCGGCGUCCUCCUCUUCAUCUUCUGCCUCAACCUGCAUGCCAAAGUGCCCCACGUCAACUGGAGUCUGACGGACCUGGUUAACACUGCAGUCAGUACCUUUUUCUUCUUCCUGGCUUCUGUGGUCUUGGCUGCUCUCAACCACACGUCUGGAGCAGAGAUUGCAGCAGUGAUCUUUGGUUUCCUGGUGACAUGCGUGUACGCUGUAAACACCUUCCUAGCGGUGAAGAGGUGGCGUAUGGGUGACGGGCGCUCGGUGGCAGUCCAGACCAGUGAGUACAUACGUGCCCGAACUGCCUCCCGGGGAGAGAUGGAGGCACGUCCUGACCUUGCCUGAUGGAGGAGACCUGACCUGACCUGGCCUGAUGGAGGAGACCUGACCUGACCUGGCCUGAUGGAGGAGACCUGACCUGACCUGGCCUGAUGGAGGAGACCUGACCUGGCCCCGGACUGAUAUUCCAUGCCUUAUCUGCCACUAAUCCCCGGUGAUAUACCCAAUCACUGUAGCCACUCCUCAUGGAGGAGUUGUGUAGCCUUUUUACUGGGGUUCUUCCUCUGGGUCAGAGCCCCGUCCUCUAAAGAGUCUCAACACACAGGCUGACUCAGAAGUCUACUUCUCUGAUCGCCGUUGACGUCAUCGCUCCUCAAGAGCAUUGGCUCUAAACAUUUGACAUGAAUAGUGUUUCACGUUUUGAAUUCAGCGUGGUUUGAAAUCUUGCUCCAUUGUUUUGUAAAUACUCUUGACUGUGUUACUUAGUCAUUCAUAAACUUAAGUACAUUAGUACAUGUAUCACUAUCUGGAUAUGAAAUGAUUUUGUAACACUAUAGAUCUGACACUGAGAUGAGACCAAAAACAAUACAUUCAGUUGAUUUUAUUUCUUAAAGAAUUGGAACCAUGAUGGCAGUUUAACUGGUUAUUAUCUGGUCUUUUGAACUGGGAUACUCCAGAAAAACAUUCCUAACACUGGUCGGUUUCAAAAUGUCAUGACCUUUUUGUUAAUUCGCUCUCUGUAGAUGUCAAUAAUAAUAUAAAUGAUUUUUUUUAUGUAGUUGAUCUGAGUGCUAUUUGUAAAUGUUUCAAGAGUAGAAAUAUGACGUUUAUAGGUGUUAUACCUAUAGUAUAUUUGGCAUCGUGAGUGUUAGAAAACAGGCACAAUGGCACGGUACUUCACUAAGUUGUGCAUGUUUUGAUAGUUGAAAAGAAUACUGAUAAACAGGUGCUGGUUGAGGUUAUAGCACGUCUCAGGUAUUGGCUGACUCAUGAUUUCUCUUAUUUUCUUGUUAAUAUAUUUUUACUGCCUUUAUUAAAUCAAUAUACAGGGUGCCACAACCUUAAUAUAUGUGACAACAUCUAUAGCAUUUUUUUUUUUUUAUGUUGUCUCAAUAAUUGGUUCCAUGGCAAGUUUUACUGAAAUUAUUUCUGAUAAAUGUGAUCUUUUUCAUUUUAUACAGCAUAUUUUAUCACAUUGUAUCUCAUCAAACACAGUCUAAGUUUUUUUAUUUACUAGUUCUACACUUCUUUUUUUGUUGGUACAAAAUAAAUCUACCAAGGGACACUGAAAUAUCACAGUUAUGGGCUACGCCUAAAUCUGCUCAUUUGUGUUUGUGUCUGGAUGGAUUUUUUAAAAUGUUGAUUUAUGUUUUGGUGUUUGUACAUUUAAAAAUGUAUGAUUUUGUCUUUAUUUACAAAAUAUUAUCCUUCUGGUUAGUGAUGGUCAAACAAGGCUUCAUUAGUGUUAUUGUAGCAGCAGGAUAUUAUGCUGGCAGCACUCAGAUUUGUCACAAUAAAAGCCAUCAUUAAAAUUUAUAAGGCAAUAUAGUUGAUGGUUGAUGGUUGCUAGUAUAACAUCCUGCUGCUAGAAGAACGGCAAUGAAGCCUUGUAUGGCCAUCACUACUUCUGGUUGUUCUGUAUUCUUUGGACCUUGCUUGUUAUAUGUAUAUCUGGAUGACGGUAAGGAAAUCAAGGUAACAGGUCAUGGUGGAUGCCUUAUAUGGACUGAAGUGCACCCUCUCUUGGUUGUGGAACAGUUAUCUUAAACCUGUUUUAAAAGGUAACAUCUUUGUUCAUAUCAUCAUAUUUUGAGUUUGUAAGGGAUAAGACUUUCUUGACAGUCUAACUGAAUGAAUUACUUAUUGGCCAGGUAACAUUUCAGAUUUUUUAUGAAUUGACCUUUACUGUUGAUUGAAGUGUGUGUGUGUGUGUGUGUGUGUGUGUGGCAGGGGGUGUUGUUGUGUGAAGAAUAGACAAUCAAAUGCUAUUGUUUAUGUCUAUAUUCAAUGAAGGACUGGGUUGGUUGUUUUAAAGUGUGGUGGAUUUUGCCUUGCCCUCACGGUGGGUCAAUACACUUCCUUUAUCCACCAAUGAAGUAUGCUGGACCUUGCAGAAAUCGACCAUAGGAUUGGAUUUGUAAUUCUGGCUUCACCUGGUAGUUCAAUUAUAUGACUAUAAUAAAACAAUACAAGCUCAGGCGCAAUGAAGGGAGUAACAAUCUAGAGCAAUUUGAAAAUAGAACCUAUUUUGAACUUGGUGUAAAUUACUGUGUAUUACAAUGUAUUGUAAUAUAGCUAAAAAUCUCACCAUCCAUGCUUAAUUCAGAGGUUAUACUUUGUGUCCUGGUUUAAAACCACUCCGUGUCAGAGAUUUCAUGUCUUAAAAUGAAGACUUAACUUAACAUUCUCAAGUCUUUCUUUGGUAUUCUGAAUCAUUCUGUAACUGAUAAAGGCCCUAAGAAGCAGUCCUUUAAAUAUGUAUUUUUGUAUUUAAAUAAUUGUCUGUAGAUUUAACAAAACUAUAGUUUGUGUCAAAAUAAAUUGAUUUACA
Molecule: messenger RNA, 3836 nt
Organism: Esox lucius (northern pike)
Lineage: Eukaryota; Metazoa; Chordata; Actinopteri; Esociformes; Esocidae
Gene: cmtm4
Product: CKLF-like MARVEL transmembrane domain containing 4
Exons: 4
Coding region: 725-1351 (208 amino acids)
Cellular component (GO): membrane
Source: RefSeq, a predicted model, not a curated record